Messenger RNA from Acromyrmex echinatior (Panamanian leafcutter ant), 1460 nucleotides. Its product is annotated as Ribosome production factor 2-like protein Non3. Lineage: Eukaryota; Metazoa; Arthropoda; Insecta; Hymenoptera; Formicidae. Gene Ontology annotation, molecular function: rRNA binding. Gene Ontology annotation, cellular component: nucleolus. The record is from RefSeq and is a predicted model, not a curated record. Gene Ontology annotation, biological process: ribosomal large subunit assembly; maturation of LSU-rRNA from tricistronic rRNA transcript (SSU-rRNA, 5.8S rRNA, LSU-rRNA).
AUCUCAAAUCUUUAAACCUCGAUAUCUGAUUUCCAUGAACAUGCCUUCGUUUUAAGGGAGGGGUGGAGAACUUUGUUUCUCUCCUUUCCUUCCAGGCGGCGCCCCCGCCUGGUUACUUGUUUCAGCUACUAGGUUCACUCUGGUCGGAAUUGCUGCUACUCCGCGGCAAAGACCAAUUAAUAUUGAACAAGAAGAAGAAGAAGUGCAUUCGAGUCAUAUGUUUAAUUUUUAGUAUAUCAAUUUAUUAUUUCAUCAUGCCUGCUAUAAACAGAAUUACAAAGCCAACUACACAUAAGGGUAAGAAAGCUAUAUUGAAGAAGGAGCCUAAGUUAAUAGAAAAUGCUAAAGAAGCUUUAUGUCUCAAGGGUAAUCGCAUAUCGCAAAUCGUUACAGAUAUUAUGAAGGAUUUGUAUGAUUUGAAGAAACCUAAUGUACAAAUGAUGAAACAGAAAAAUGACAUACUGCCAUUUGAGAAUAUUACACCUAUUGAAAAAUUUGCUCUUAAGUAUGACGCAUCUCUUUUCAUGAUAGCUACUCAUAAUAAGAAACGUCCACACAAUCUUAUAAUGGGUCGAAUGUAUGAACAUAUGUUAUUAGACAUGAUAGAAUUUGGCAUAGACAAUUAUAAAGGAUUGAAAGACUUCAAAGUUGAAAAGAUCACUUCAGGAAUAAAACCAUUGUUGAUAUUUAAUGGUGAACUCUUUGAAAGUAAUUAUGAGUAUGGAAGAAUCAAAAACUUACUCAUUGACAUGUUUCUUAGAGAAGAGGUUCAAAAGAUCAGAUUGCAAGGUCUUGAACAUGUUUUAAGUUUCACAGCUGUCGAGAAUAAAAUACUUCUGCGCAGUUAUAGGAUACUUUUAAAAAAAUCUAACACGAGAACACCUAGAAUAGAACUCGUGGAAAUAGGACCACGUGCUGAUUUAGUAUGCAGGCGUAACAAGUUUGCCUCUGAAGAUUUAUUCAAUCGAGCUUGUCGGAAACCUAACGCACUCAAGGCAAAGACGAAAAAGAAUAUUUCUAAAGAUACAUUUGGUACAACGUAUGGCCGUAUACAUAUUGGCGCACAAAAUAUUAUCGGCAUUCAGACAAGGAAGAUGAAAGGCUUAAAAAAAACAUUACCGGAAAAAAAUACCUAAAAGAAAAAAAUUGCUGAUGAUAAUAACAACUGCGCAAAGAAAUUAAAAGAAACUAAUGAUUGAGAGAUUGAUCGAUUUGGGUAUUUACAAUAUAAAUGGAAAGAAUGAAUUUUAAUAUAUUUUUAUUUUUUUUUAAUAUGAUUAUUGUUUUCAACUCCAGUUGGUAUCAUUUUUCUGAUUCUGCAAUCAAUGAUAAUAUAGGUCUCAUAUGUAAUCAUUAUUUUAAAACAUGAUUAUAAAAUUUUUACCUUUACCGUAAUCCUAGAAGUAGAUAAACAUUUUCGUACGUUGUCACAUUCUUUUAAUAAAAUUGUAUCCUUUGGA